AUGGCUUCCGAUAAGAUGGCCGUCGUGCGACACUCAACUGAUCCCUCCUCCGUUUCCACCCUACGAGAUCAUGUAACCCAUGGUUCCAUAACCCCGCUUUCCGGCAAUGAAGACGAUCUCUUGAGCGAAACAGCGACCAAAGUGCUUUCGGAGGAUCAAGCAACUUGGGGCAAGGAAGCUUAUGAUACUUGGGGCGGAACAAUUGGCAAGAAGACUUACGAUGCCUGGAACGUUCCGAUGGGGUUUCCCUGGGAGGCUCUACCCUACGAGCUACGAGAGAAGAUGUUCGAAGACGUUACAAGUCCCCACUUCUCAUCUUGGAAGAAUUUGGACUUCCAAAGAACACACUUAAUCGUAGAGCUCCGCGAGCUACAUCCACUAGUGGUCGCCAUGAGAGGCUUUCAGCUUACAGGCAUGAACAAGCUUGAGUUAGCAGGAGUCCGGAAGCUGUACUUAAACAUUGGAGAAAUUGAGACGACGCUCCCAUAUGCCCAAUUCCCUCAACCUCAUUGGGCUCAAUUGUUUACGGGCUUCAGAAAGCCAAAGUGGUUCACAGAUUACUUCCUUCUCAAUGUAGCCAAUGUUCAAGAAGUUACUAUCGUGUCCUACAGAUAUCAUCCUUCAGUAUCAUUCAUCUCCGAGUUCCCGUUCUGGUUACAGGGAUUCAAGAACCUCAAACUUCUUGAGGUGUGGAUUCCAACCAAGACUGGCAUAAUCUCAGCCAAGCGACGCAAGGGAUUGAUGCGAGGAUUGAAGAAGAGAGUCUUGCGAAAGAUGGGAGUCGAAGGGGUUGCAAGCGAGAGUGAGCACGUCGGAUUACAACCUUGGACAUGGGAGGCUAGUGAAGGUCAAAGUAUGGAUUGGUCUCAAGAGAUUGGUUGGCCCUGGAACCUACCGUAUCGUCAAACUCACCGAAACAAGAAGCGCACCUCAAAGGUUUGUUAUGAGCUAAGUAUGAAUGGUGGCGGCUUCAUUCUGAAGAGCGUAGAGUCUGAUGAAUCCCACGAACAUUCGAAUUGUCCAUUUCCGUAUUGGGGCUAGGAAAAGAGGAGCGGGAGUUAUCGCUUGGUCUCAUUGAGAUUGCUAAGAACUAUCUGGGACGUGGACUUUAUCACGUAAGAUCUUACGUGUUGAUUUCUUUGCCUGAUGGUUGCAAAGUCAGAUAAAGAGAGGAUGAAGGAGUGUUGGAGUUUGUAAGACCAUAAAGAUGUACGUGGG
This is a messenger RNA of Mollisia scopiformis, 1218 nucleotides long. RefSeq lists its product as uncharacterized. The record is from RefSeq and is a predicted model, not a curated record. Lineage: Eukaryota; Fungi; Ascomycota; Leotiomycetes; Helotiales; Mollisiaceae. The transcript has 3 exons. The coding region runs from base 1 to 1041 and encodes 346 amino acids.